Symphalangus syndactylus (siamang) is the source of this 5402-nucleotide messenger RNA. It is a transcript of the gene ABHD18, whose product is annotated as abhydrolase domain containing 18. NCBI's taxonomy places the organism in Eukaryota, Metazoa, Chordata, Mammalia, Primates, Hylobatidae. The record is from RefSeq and is a predicted model, not a curated record.
GGCCGGGCAGCGCAGGGCGAAAGGAGGCUGUAUCCUCAGCCUCCUCCCUCGGCACGCGCUUCCCAUCCUGACGUGGACAGAGAGCCUAGGAGAGCUCGGGGCGUGUCCAAACUGCCGCGCCGCCCCGCCCCGGGCUUAUCUUCCUCCCUCCGCUUCGCCUUCCGCGGUAUCUAGCAUUUCGGUUCCUGGAAAGGUUACCGGAGCUGCGGUUGGGGCUCGGACCAAAGUUGAGUCCUCGAAAGGGAGCCUGGAGAGCCGCGGUGCUGGGAGGCCCGGCCAGCUCGAUCGCAGGCUUCCGUCUGGCGGCCAACCGGGUCUCACCCAGGCUGGAGUGCGGUGGUGUGAUCCUGGCUCACUGCAUCCUCUGCCUCCUAGGCUCAAGCAGUCCUUCCGCCAUAGCCUCCCGAGUAGGUGGGACUACACAGGCACACACCACCACGCCCGGAUGCUCGUUUGCUACUGAUGGGUGUGAGCAAGUUAGAUAUUUUAUACCGGAGACUUCUCCUAACAAAACUUUUUAUCAGAGGAUGGGGAAGGCCAGAAGAUCUCAAAAGACUCUUUGAAUUCAGAAAGAUGAUUGGAAAUCGGGAAAGAUGCCAGAAUCUUGUUUCAAGCGAUUACCCAGUACACAUUGAUAAGAUUGAAGAGCAAUCAGAUUGUAAGAUCUUAGAUGGACACUUUGUUUCCCCCAUGGCUCACUAUGUGCCUGAUAUCAUGCCAGUUGAAUCUGUUAUUGCAAGGUUCCAAUUUAUUGUGCCUAAAGAAUGGAACAGCAAAUAUAGACCUGUAUGCAUUCAUCUUGCUGGAACAGGAGAUCAUCAUUACUGGAGGCGACGAACACUAAUGGCCCGUCCUAUGAUUAAAGAAGCCCGAAUGGCUUCUUUAUUGUUAGAAAACCCUUAUUAUAUCGUCAGACUAUUCACAGAAGAAAUGAAACUGAUGCACAGAUAUAAAGAAAUGUUCAACGUUGCUGGAAACCCAAGGACCAAGUACGGAGUCAUUCUGUUGCCCAGGCUGGAGUGCACUGGUGCGAUCUCAGCUCACUGGAACCUCUGCCUCCUGGGUUCAAGCGAUUCUCCUGCCUCAGCCUCCCAAGUAGCUGGAAUUACAGGCAUGCACCACCACACUUGGCUAAGUUUUGUAUGUUUAGUAGAGAUGGGCUUUCCCCAUGUUGGUCAGGCUGGUCUCAAACUCCUGACCUCAAGUGAUCCACCCACCUUGGCCGCCCAAAGUGCUGGGAUUAUAGGCGUGAGCCACCGUGCCCAGCCAACCUUUUCUUUUUUAAGAAGGUCCAGCUUAAAAAAUGUGUCCGACCUUUUUGUGAUGGGAGGAGCUCUUGUUUUAGAAUCUGCAGCUCUCUUGCACUGGCUAGAGAGGGAAGGUUACGGCCCAUUAGGAAUGACUGGAAUAUCCAUGGGAGGACAUAUGGCUUCCUUAGCGGUAUCCAACUGGCCUAAGCCCAUGCCAUUGAUUCCAUGCCUGUCUUGGUCCACAGCAUCUGGGGUCUUCACUACGGGUGUGUUGAGUAAAUCAAUUAAUUGGAGGGAGCUGGAAAAGCAAUAUUAUACCCAGACAGUUUAUGAAGAAGAAAUUAUUCACAUGCUUGAAUACUGUGGAAGAUGGGAUUUCACAAUGUUGCCUAGGCUUGUUUCAAACUCCUGGGCUAAAGCAAUCUGCCUGCCUCAGCCUCCCAGAGUGCUGGGAUUACAGACAGAUUCUUUCAAAAUGGGACAAGAGUUUGUGAAACACUUCACUAGCAAUGCGGACAAGCUAACUAACCUUAAUCUGGUUUCCAGAACUUUAAAUUUAGAUAUAUCAAACCAAGUUGUAUCCCAAAAACAUGCUGACUGCCAUAAUUCUAGUAAAACAUCUGUCAGCGCAACAUCAGAAGGACUCUUAUUGCAAGAUACCUCUAAGAUGAAGCGCUUCAAUCAAACACUUUCAACCAACAAAAGUAGUUAUAUAAGUCGCAACCCUCAGUCAUACCACCUACUUAGUAAAGAACAAAGAAGAAACGGUCUUCGGAAAGAAUCUUUAAUAUUUAUGAAAGGAGUCAUGGAUGAAUGUACUCAUGUAGCAAAUUUCUCAGUCCCAGUUGAUCCAAGCCUCAUUAUAGUGGUUCAAGCCAAAGAAGAUGCCUAUAUUCCACGAACAGGAGUUCGAAGUUUACAAGAAAUUUGGCCUGGUUGUGAAAUCCGAUACUUAGAAGGAGGUCAUAUUAGUGCUUAUCUUUUUAAACAAGGACUCUUCAGACAAGCCAUCUAUGAUGCAUUUGACCGCUUCCUCCAUAAAUACGCUAACUAAUUGGAUUAUUACAUGUAACCAGUAUGGCCAUGAUGUUUCUUACAAAAGGGAGCUUCAUCCUGUGAUCAUGUGAAGGACAAGCAGAUAGCACUAAUAUAUCUAAUCGCUAUCAAUGUAGUCUGGAAUUCAUUGUUACACAUCAGUUAACUGUAAACUUCGAAUACAUUUGAAUAAUUUCAAGAUAAUAUUUGAAGUAAAUAAUGUUAAAGUGUUUUUAUUAUUGUUUAUUGGAAUCCCAUAUACUCAAUGUUUAGUCUGUUGUUACUAUUUAUGAAAAACUAAAUUUUUAAUCAUGAAUAAUUUAUUAAAUUAAAUAAAUUUAUUCAUAGAAACUUUUCUGGGUUUUAGUAAAAUUGCUAAAUCAAACCAAGAUUUUAAUAUAUCAGCAUUUACUUUGUACCCUUAUAACAUUUCACUAUUGAUUUGAGAAACAUGUUUAUUUUUUGAAUGUUCUUGUGUUCAACGAAUUUUCUGCUGUGGAAAUAAAUACUUAUGAUAUAUAAAAUCAGUGUUAACUUUGAAUUCUAAAAUAUCCUGAUAGCUUCAUAGAUAAGUGCUUUUCUUUUUCUUUUUUUUUCUUUUAACAUGUACCUCUACUUGAAUGUAAGUGCUUUUAAUAAUCAAAGUGAGUGGCAGGGUGCGGUGGCUCACACCUGUAAUCCCAGCACUGGGAGGCUGAGGUGGGCAGAUUACCUGAGGUCGGGAGUUCAAGACCAGCCUGACCAAUAUGGAGAAACCCCCCUCCCCCCGCCGACUACAAAUAGAAAAAAUUAGCCAAGCAUGGUGGUGCAUGCCUAUAAUCCGAGAUACUCAGGAGGCAGAGGCAGGAGAAUCGCUUGAACCGGGGAGGCAGAGGUUGUGGUGAUCCGAGAUCACACCAUUGUACUCCAGCCUGGGCAGCAAGAGUGAAACUCCGUCUCAAAAUAAUAAUAAUAAUAAUCAAAAUGAGUGUUCUGCAGAUAAAAUGCAUUAGACUUUGCUAGACUGAAACUUUACUAAAGAUUAGGGUUUUUAAAAAAUGCCAAUAGGCCAUGUGCGGUGGCUCACGCCUGUAAUCCCAGCACUUUGGGAGGCUGAGGCGGGCGGAUCACAAAGUCAGGAGUUUAAGACCAGCCUAGCCAACAUGGUGAAACCCCAUGUCUACUAAAAGUACAAAAAAAUUAGCCGGGCAUUGUGGCGUGUGCCUGUAAUCCCAGCUACUCAGGAGGCUGAGGCAGGAGAAUUGGUUGAACCCAGGAGGCGGAGGUUGCACUGAGCUGAGAUCGCACCACUGCACUCCAGCCUGGGCAACAGAGCAAAACUCCAUCUCAAAAAAAAAAAAACAAAACAAAACAUUAGCUGGGCAUGGUGGCAGGCACCUGUAAUCCCAGCUACUCGGGAGGCUGAGGCAGGAGAAUUGCUUGAACCCGGGAGGCAGAAGUUGCAGUGAGUGGAGAUCACACCACUGCACUCCAGCCUAGGAGACAGAGCAAGACUCUGUCUCAAAACAAAACAAAAUGCCAAACUUAUUUCUCCCUACUAAAAAGUUUCAAUUCACAAAAAUGGAAACAUUGGAAGACCUGUUGCAUUAACUGAUGGAGUGCAGUGGCAUGAUGUUGGCUCACUGCAACCUCCGCCUCCCAGGUUCAAGCGGUUCUCCUGCCUCCACCUGAGUAGCUGAGAUUACAGGUGCCCGCCACCAUGCCUGGCUAAUUUUUGUAUUUUUAAUAGACACGAGGUUUCGCCAUGUUGGUGAUGCUGGUCUCGAAUUCCUGACCUCAAGUGAUAUGCCUGCCUUGGCCUCUCAAAGUGCUGGGAUUAUAGGCGUGAGCCACCACACCCGACCUGACAUUUUAUUUUUAUUUUUUUAAUUACAUUUUUUUAUAUGCUUACUCUUUGGAUUGCUAACCAUCUAACUACCCAAAUACUUAACAGCUUUGGCUUUUAAUUUCAGAAUUUAAUAGACACAUAUGCAAUUGAUUUGUCCCAUAUAAACUUUAUUUUACAGAAAAUAUUUAAAGUUUUAUGUAAUAGCUAUUAACUCUCUUAAAUGGGGGGUUAUAUGGCUAGAUUUGGUGCUUUCUUUUUAUGUUAAACUUCUCUAGCUGUCAGCUAAAAUGUUAAAAAAGUAGAAGAUAUUUUAGGGUAUUGUGUGAAGUUUUACAGUAGGUAUAUUUGAGUUUUGUUUGAAAUCUGCGUUGUCUGUGAAUUAUUUUUAAAUAGGUAUUCUUAGUCUACUAACGAUAUUUGAAUUAUAAUGUGCCUUUGCAGUCUUUUUAAAGGAGAUUUCAUUUGUCACCUCUAAUGCUUCUAUCAUCUUAAUUUUUUACAAAUAUUUAAAAAUUAUUAAUGUGAAGUUAUUGAUGGUAGACAAAGUAGUAACUUCUUUCAAACUACUUUGGCACAACAAGCCAACACUGUACAGCUCUUUGAGCUAUAAGCAAUUUUACAUGUUCAGAUGAGAACCUUUAGUUUUAACCAAAAGUAUAACAUCUACUAAAGUUCUUCCACAAAAUACUUUUUAAAAUAAAACUUGUCAACUGAAUUGUGAUUUUCUUAUAUUAUGUAUAUAGUGAGGUUAUAUGAUUGAAUGCUUUUUGAACAAUAGUUUUAGGAAAACCAAUACUUUAUUAUUGUUCACAUAAACAUUUCUUACUAAGCAAUAAUGUACUAUGUUGUGUGAAUUUCUAUUGUUAAAAAAAUGAAAUUUUGAUUUAGUUUUAAUUAAUUCUUACGCAUAACUAACUUUUCCAAAUAAAGUGUGAAAGAAAGUAUUUUUAAAAUUUCAUCUCUUAGCCAGAUGUUUUAAGAAUAUAUCCCUAGGUUGGCCGGGCGCGGUGGCUCACGCUUGUAAUCCCAGCACUUUGGGAAGCCGAGGCGGGCGGAUCACGAGGUCAGGAGAUCGAGACCACGGUGAAACGCCGUCUCUACUAAAAAUACAAAAAAAAAUUAGCCGGGCAUGGUGGCGGGCGCCUGUAGUCCCAGCUACUUAGAGAGGCUGAGGCAGGAGAAUGGCGUGAACCUGGGAGGCGGAGCUUGCAGUGAGCCGAGAUCGCGCCACUGCACUCCAGCCUGGGUGACAGAGCGAGACUCUGUCUCAAAAAAAAAAAAAAAAAGAA